This is a messenger RNA of Aspergillus pseudoviridinutans, 4431 nucleotides long. RefSeq lists its product as uncharacterized. NCBI's taxonomy places the organism in Eukaryota, Fungi, Ascomycota, Eurotiomycetes, Eurotiales, Aspergillaceae. Gene Ontology annotation, molecular function: ATP binding; ATP hydrolysis activity; ABC-type transporter activity. Bases 1 to 4431 code for a protein of 1476 amino acids. Gene Ontology annotation, biological process: transmembrane transport. The transcript has 3 exons. Gene Ontology annotation, cellular component: membrane. The record is from RefSeq and is a predicted model, not a curated record.
AUGGAGUCCACUCCUCAGAUUCUACCUGGGCUUCAGGAACCCUUGUUUGGUCAGCGAAAUAGCUCUGUUCUGUUCCUGACGCAAAAUGUGUCUCCCGCGCGGGUGAGCGCAGUGGGACUACUUGCCGUCAUCUUGCUGGGAGCAUACGCAGACAGGUAUCUGAUCCCAAUAAUAUGGCGCAGCAAGCGUAAAACAAUGCGUCUACUGACCGAGUUCUACGCGGAUCAAGACGGAGUGGCGACGGCGGAUUCUAUCAAAAAGGCCUCAGCCUCAGCGUGGAAUAUCCACCGCCUGACGGGGGCAUGUGUUGGACUUGGUGGCGGGAUCUCCAUCGCGAAGAUUGCACUGUCUCUGAGACUUCAACGGCGCGCUGUGUCGGUGAUAGACUCGUUGCAAGUUGUUAUCUGGGCAUUUCUGGGCCUGCAAUGUAGCGCUCUGUUUCUCCGUCUCCCGGCUCCUGCACCUUACUCAAUUGCAUUGCGCGCUGCGCUUAGUUGCGCGGUGGCGGUCAUUGUCCUCUUCGUGCAGCUAAAUGACCUUUACGAUGCAAAUGAACAUUUGACGCUGGAAAGCCUCCUCAUCGGGCUUCAAAUUGCUGCGAGUCUCUGCGCAAUUGUCUCGAAUCUCCUGGUCCCGCGCCGGCCCGAUUUAUUUCACCACGGGACUCCCGUGGAUCGAGAAUACUCGACCUCCUACCUGGGAUGGCUGAGCUUCAGCUGGAUAGCGCCAUGGCUGAAAACGAUGAAAACAUGCACAGUGCGGAUCAGCAACUUGCCCCAGCUCGGCUACAGCUUGCGGGCUGAGAGUGCACUCCGCACAUGCUUUCAGAUGAUGAGCGGUGGAACUGCCGGCGCUCAAGGGUUAUGGGUGGUGAUUCUACGGUCCGAGCUUGGUCUUCUGUCCUGGCAGGGGAUCAUCACGCUGAGCUCAUCCCUCCUGGGAUUCGUGCCCCAGUUCGCCGUGAUGAGGAUUCUCGCGACGCUAGAGAACGACCGGCAGGGUGAAAGAGACGAGGCCCGCUUAUACACGUUCCUCGUCCUUCUCUGCGCUUCAACCAUGGUAACAGCUAUCCUGGAUAGCUUGAAGUAUUGGAUCUCGUACGGCAAGCUUUCCAUCCGCGUGCAGCAGCGGCUGACAGUAGCCCUCUUCGACAAGGCCGUUCGCCGGAAUGUAGGCCCGGCAUGCUCGUCGAAGACAGGCAGAGCGAAGGGAAAUAAUGUCGACGGUCCGUUGAAUCCUAUCAGCUUGGCGGCGGUGGAUGCGAAGACCGUCGCAGACUUCGUCAGCAUGACCUUUCAGCUCUACGAAACGCCGGCAAAGCUGCUUGUGGCAUCAGUUUUCCUGUGGAAUCUUUUGGGUUGGGAAGGCCUGCUGGCCUGUGGGAUCGUCCUCGUUCUCACAGGCUGCGGCAACUCGUACACUGUCAAGAGAUAUUCUCAGAGUCAGCGCAAUCUGCACCAGUCCCGCGACCAAAGAUUGACUCUCGUCACGGAGGUGCUACGGGGCAUCCAGCAUGUCAAGUUCGCCGCCCUUGAGGACCGGUGGGAAGGGCGAGUCGGUGACCUGCGCGGCCAGGAGAUGCGCGCGCAAUGGUCCGCGUAUCUGUGGCAGACCUUCCUGUUCUCUCUGUACUUUCUGAGUCCGAUUCUGCUCUCGGUGGCGGGUCUGGGGGUGGCACUGCUGAGAAACCGUGAUCUGACUGCGACCACUGCCUUCACGACGAUCACUGUGCUGAAUUCUAUUGAGAUGUCGCUGAGCGUGCUGCCAGAUACUGUCUCAAUGUUCGCCAACGCGUUUGUGAGUAUGCAGCGCCUCAGCCUCUUCUUCGCGGAGCCCGACCACGUGUCGAGCGUGAUGCCGUCCGAGGUGAUUGAAUUCCGGGAAGCGACACUGGCAUGGCCAUCGUCCCCAGCGUCCCUUAGCGGCGUGAAUCUAAGAUUCCCCACGGGUGCAUUGAGCAUCAUCACCGGCGCCACAGGAACGGGGAAGAGUCUCCUCCUGGCCGCCAUCCUUGGAGAAUCCGAUCUACUCGCUGGUACGAUUAGCGCCCCGACUCCGCUGUACAUCCAGUCUGAGACCGGUCAAUACUCGCGUGGCCGGGUAGCAUACGUUCCCCAGGCCCCAUGGAUUGAGCGAGGAACGAUCAGAGACAACAUUCUGUUUGGAACCCCCUUCAGCGCGGACAGGUACGCGCUGGUCCUGUUUGCCUGCGCCCUGGAAAAGGAUCUGGAGCGGUUACCUGCCGGAGACCUCACGGGGAUUGGCACUGACGGCGUCAAUCUGAGCGGUGGGCAGAGAUGGCGGGUGAGCCUUGCGCGGGCACUGUACAGUCCCGCGCAGACCCUCCUGCUAGACGAUUUCUUCAGCGCCGUGGAUGUGCAUACGCGGGCCCACCUGCAUCGUCAUGCGCUGAUGGGAGAGAUCGCCCGCGGGAGGACCCGGAUUCUUGUGACGCAUCAUGUCGAUGUUUGCCUGUCCUCGGCGGAAUAUCUGGUGUCUCUGGGCAAUGGCACUGCGGUUGCGAUGUCGGUGGAGGAUGCUCGACGGGAGCAAUUGGGCAAGGUGCACCCUGUGGUGACCGUUGAUAAUGAGGGCCUGCAGGAACCUGAGCCUCAGAUAGAACAUAUUCAGGCUUCUCGUAGAGAUGACGAGGAAACCGCAGGAUUGAGCUGGGACGCACUUCAGGCAUACGCGGCCCGAGGAGGUUCACCAUUCUUCUGGGUUCUGGUAAUCGUGUCCUUUGUCGGCUAUAGCGGACUCUUGCUGGGUCGGGCCUGGUGCAUCAAGCUCUGGACCAGCCGAAAUGCCAGCACACCAGAACCCGAUCAUCUGCAAUAUUAUCUUGCCGUCUACCUUGGGCUAUCCCUCAUCACUGGCAUGGUUGGAAUCACCCGCUGCUAUCUCAUCAUCUGCGUUGCCUUUCGAGCUUCCCAGCGCCUGUUCAAUCAGAUGCUCCAUACAAUCCUCCGCGCCCCGCUGCAAUGGCACGCUGCCGUCCCCUCUGGCCGCAUUCUGGCCCGGUUCUCCUCUGAUGUGAGCGUGAUCGAUUCCCGGCUGGCAAGAGACCUGCGCAACACCCUCGACCGCGUCGCCGAUGUCGCCAUGGCCCUUGCGGCAGGGUCCUUCGUGAGCCCCCUCGUCCUACUCGUCGCAGCUGCAUUGGUCCUUCUGUAUCAUCGCUUCGCACACACCUACUUGCGCGCAUCUCGCAUGCUUAAUCGCCUCACCAGCGCCGCUAAAGGCCCCAUCUACGGCCACUUCGAUGCCUGUCUGGCCGGACUCCCCGUCAUCCGUGCCUUCGGCCGCGUCGAUGCCUACCGCCAGUCAUUCCUCGACAAGGUCGACGACCACAGCCGGGCAUACUUCUCUCUCCGCCUGCUCAACCGCUGGCUGGGUUUCCGCAUCAACAUGAUCGGCGCGGGAUUCUCCGCCGCCUCCGCCGCGUUGAUUGUCUCACUGCGCGACGUCGAUGCCGGCACCGCCGGGUUCGCGCUCAGCUUCACCAUGCAGAUCUCCGCCUCCAUCGGGCUGGUCAUCCGCUACUACGCCUUCCUCGAACAGGAUAUGAAUAGCGUGGAGCGGGUGCGAGAGUACGCGCGGCUCGAGACGGAGCGGUACGAAGGCCGCGAUGCGCCCGCCAGCUGGCCCACCCGGGGUCGUAUCGAGGUCUCCGAUCUGGCUGUGCGACACGCGCCGCACCUACCUUCCGUGCUGCAGGGCAUCACUUUCCGGGUGGAGGAGGGCGAGCGAGUGGCUGUGGUAGGCCGCACGGGUGCCGGCAAGUCCUCGCUUGUUCUGGCGCUGUUUCGGAUCCUUGAAGCGGCACAGGGUCAGAUCUUGGUGGAUGGCAUUGAUAUCUCGCAGCUGAAACUCCAGAUGCUCCGCGGUAGGAUUGCAGUUAUUCCGCAGGAUCCGGCGAUCUUCCGCGGGACGAUCCGUUCGAAUCUGGACCCGUUCGACGAGCACGAGGAGAGCGAGCUCCUUGAGGCGCUGGAAAGCGUCCGGUGGACGCUUGACGCUCCGGACGCAUCCGGUGAGCGUUCGCCUCUGGAUCGCCUGGUGGCGGCCGGGGGGAGCAACCUCUCGCAGGGCCAGCGCCAGCUGCUCUGUAUCGCGCGGGAGAUCGUCUGGCGACCCAAGGUCUUGGUGCUGGAUGAGGCGACGUCGGCGGUGGACAAGCAGAGUGACCGGCUGAUCCAGCAGUGCGUCCGGACGGUCUUUGGGGGCGGCUCUACCACGCUGCUGGUCGUUGCGCAUAGGCUGAGCACGGUGGCUGAUUUUGAUCGGAUCCUGGUGCUGGAUGCUGGCAGGGCGGUUGAGUUUGGGACUCCGCUGGAGCUGAUGGAAAGGGAGAAUGGGAUCUUUCGGGAGAUGGUCGAGCAGGAUCAAGAGAGAGUCGUACUGAAGGAAAUGAUUGCCAGAGGGAGAUGA